This is a messenger RNA of Purpureocillium lilacinum, 1338 nucleotides long. Its product is annotated as rRNA-processing protein sof1. Gene Ontology annotation, biological process: maturation of SSU-rRNA from tricistronic rRNA transcript (SSU-rRNA, 5.8S rRNA, LSU-rRNA). Gene Ontology annotation, cellular component: nucleolus; small-subunit processome. The record is from RefSeq and is a predicted model, not a curated record. Lineage: Eukaryota; Fungi; Ascomycota; Sordariomycetes; Hypocreales; Ophiocordycipitaceae. Gene Ontology annotation, molecular function: protein binding.
AUGAAGAUCAAAGCCCUCAGCCGGUCCGUGGCGUCGCACCAGGCGCCCGGCUCCGACGUUGCCAAGCAGCCGCGCAACCUCGACUCGGCGCUGCACCCGUUCGAGCGCGCCCGCGAGUACCAGCGCGCCGUCAACGCCGUCAAGCUCGAGCGCAUGCACGCCGCGCCGUUCGUUGCGCAGCUCGGCCGCGGCCACGUCGACGGCGUCUACUCCAUCGCCAAGGACCCCAAUUCGCUGCAGCGCUUCGCCAGCGGCAGCGGCGACGGCGUUGUCAAGGUCUGGGACCUGACGGACAGGGAUGAGGUGUGGCAUACGAGUGCCCACGAGAACAUCGUCAAGGGCCUCGAGUGGACGCGCGACCAGAAGCUCCUGACGUGUGCCGCCGACCGCACCGUCAAGCUGUUCGAUCCGUACAACACGCAGAGCGAGGCUGCGCCCAUCUCGUCGUGGCUCGGAUCCGGUGCCUUUACCAGCCUAUCCCACCACCGGUCAAAGAAUGCUUUCGCCGCCGCCUCGAGCGUCAUCUCUAUUUACGAUCUCGAGAAGCACACUGCUGCGCCGGAAGUCCUGCACUGGCCCACUUCAACCGACACCAUCACCAACGUCGCCUUCAACUACGUCGAGACGUCCGUCCUCGCCUCCUGCUCCACCGACCGCUCCGUCGUCAUCUACGACCUGCGCACCUCGACCCCCGUCACCAAGACCAUCCUCAACUUUGCCACCAACCGCAUAGCCUGGUCCCCUAUGGAGGCCUUCAACCUCGCCACGGCCUCCGAGGAUCACAACCUCUACCUCUUCGACAUGCGCCGCUUCGACCGCGCCCUCAACGUCCUCAAGGACCACGUCGCCGCCGUCAUGGACGUCGAGUUCUCCCCCACGGGCGAGGAGCUCGUCUCCGCCUCGUGGGACCGCACCGUCCGCCUCUGGAACCGCGACCAGGGCCACUCCCGCGACAUCUAUCACACCAAGCGCAUGCAGCGCGUCAUGGCUGCCCGCUGGACCCCGGACAACAAGUACAUCCUCUCCGGCUCCGACGACGGUAACAUCCGCCUCUGGCGCGCAAACGCCUCGGAGCGCCAGGGCGUCAAGUCGGCCCGCCACCGCCAGGCCCUCGAGUACAACGAGGCCCUCAUCAACCGCUACUCUCACAUGCCCGAGGUCCGCCGCAUCAAGCGCCAUCGCCACAUCCCGAAGGUCCUCAAGAAGGCCGCCGAGAUCAAGUCCGACGAGAUCAAGAGCAUCAAGCGGAAGGAGGAGAACGAGCGCCGGCACACAAAGAAGCAGUUCGAGCGGCGCAAGAGCGAAAGACAAAAGAUGGUGUUGGCAAAGGAAAAAUAG